This is a messenger RNA of Cheilinus undulatus (humphead wrasse), 2815 nucleotides long. It is a transcript of the gene nfkbil1, whose product is annotated as nuclear factor of kappa light polypeptide gene enhancer in B-cells inhibitor-like 1. The record is from RefSeq and is a predicted model, not a curated record. Gene Ontology annotation, molecular function: protein binding. The coding region runs from base 123 to 1220 and encodes 365 amino acids. Gene Ontology annotation, biological process: canonical NF-kappaB signal transduction. Lineage: Eukaryota; Metazoa; Chordata; Actinopteri; Labriformes; Labridae. The transcript has 4 exons.
CCCGUCAAAGAGAAGAUAAAUAGAACGGUACUAGCUGAAGCUGAAAGGCCUUCUUAUGUGAGCAGAAAUUACACUUAAAACACUUAUUUUAUCAGUGACAGUGUAGUCUGUUUCUACUCGAUAUGGUGUCACACAAACAGAAAAAGCUAUGGAGGUUCAUAGAGGACGGAGAUUUGUUGCAGCUAAAGUCUUACUUGAAGAAGCACCGGGACGUCAGUGUGAACUUCUCCCGGGGAAGGAGGCAGAGGAGCCCGCUACACCUGGCCUGUUCCCUGAAAAACGACGAUAUGCUGCGGCUGCUGCUCAAACACGGAGCCGAUGUUCUCCGGAAAGACCGGAAAGGAGACACGGCGUUACACAUCGCGGUGAACAAGGCUCUGAAAUACGGGAAAAUGGAAUAUGACGAUUUUGUUGUGCCUCUGAAAAAGAGCUGCCCAGAAGCUAUGAAGGCUCCUAACAAUGCUGGAGUCACACCAGAAGACCUGCUGGAGUGGAUGAAACACAAAGAGCCUGCAGAUGAUUUGAGCAGUUCAUCUGAAUCUGAUCCUGAUGAAGCUGAUCCUGAGAAGGAGUGGCUGAAUAAGCUUUUUGAUGAAUGCGAGGAUGAAUUUAAUGAGGCGUUUGGAGCAUAUGAUGAUUAUUUUUCCUCUGAUGAUGACGAGGAAGAUUUUGGCGACUGGGCUGAUCGCAUCAGAAGAGAGUAUUUUGAGAAAAAGCACGCUGAAGCUCAAAGACUGGCUGCCUCAUCUUCUGGGUGGAAAAAGAGAAAGACUCCACGGGAGAGAGAGCAGGAACAGCAAACCAACAAGGAGAAUCUGGAGCGACUGCAGAGAGAACAUGAAGAGUAUCUGGCUCGAGCUGCUCGUAAAGAGGAGGAGACUCGGCAGGGGAAGAAGCGCAAGUACGAGGAGGGCUGUGCAGCUACAUUCCACGGAAGCUCCUCUGGUGACAGCAAAAAGCUGAGCUACAGUGACAUCCCUUGGCCGGCUGCACGAGGCACCGUGAAGGAGAUGGUGGAGGUGAUGCUGCAUGGCGUGGAUCGCAGAGACACAAAGGCGUUUUGCAAGGCACUUCGCAAACAGCAAAUGCUGUGGCAUCCUGAUAAAUUUGCUCAGAGGUGUGAGGCUCGGUUAGAAGAGAAGGACAAGCAACGAAUUCUGGAAACAGUAACUGCUCUAUCACAGGAGCUCAACAGAGUGGCACAGAGCCUGAGGACUUAAACACUUGGUAAUAAUUCAGCUGAAGGUUUUCUGGAUAUUUGCAGAAAUAUUUCCAUUAAUGCAAGAGAGCCAAACAGCUGAGUACACUUUGUUUACUUGUUAUCACUUUAACAAACUCAUACAGGCUUAAAGCCCAGUGCCAUGCAUGUAAAUGUUUACAUAGCUCAUUCAAAUACAUUCAAAUCAGAGCACCAACAUCUGUUGGCAUGCAUUCAAAUGAAGAUUUGUGGGAUUAUAGAAGUUUAAAGUCAACUAAGCUAUCAGGGAAAACUGAAAGUAAUAAAAUAACUAAAACUAGAAUAUACAAAUACAAUAAAAUGUACAUGGGGACAAAAUAUCCUUAUUUUUAGUCCCUGACAGCAGCGUACUGGCUGGCAUGUACACCCAACCCUGGGUGAUUUUAUAUGGUAUGAUUUGAUUGAAGAAGCCCUUAAACUAUGGCAAUAUUAGGUCUUGAGUACUGAAAUAUCACAUUUGAAUAAAUAGAAUUUAAAGAAUCAAGAGUACCGUAUUUGGCUAUACUUUCUGUAUGUGUACUUUUUCUGGUCCUGUUAGGCCUUAUCUAAUCUUGCAAAGCCAAUGGAUUGGCCAGAUUUCAUGUCAGUCAUCAGGCAAAUCUACCUUGCAAAGCAAGCUCUAGUCUGAGACAAUUGUGCAAGGUCUGAGUAAAAACCAGACAUCUCUGCGUCAUUUGAGGAAAAUGAGGCAGUAGCUACAGGCAGGGAUUAGUUGUGCUGGUAGCUGGAAGCAAUGGCUGCCACUGGUGUAGCAAUGAGCUCAGAUGCAGCUGUAGUAUGGUGGUAGUUUAAUCAGAACUAGGCCUUAGAGCAGAGAACAGCGCUGAAAGCUUCUCUUGGCAGAGUAGAUAUUUUUGCACUUCUCCUGACCAGCCUCAGCAUGAGUUUUAUCCAACAACAAGCUCCGCCGUUCAUAUGCAACGAUAGCAUAUCGUGAUGUAAUUAGCCGUUACAAUAUCUUAUUUCAAAAGUAGUUGCCCUACAUAGUUAAUGUUUCUAUGUAAGCUGAUGUUAGCUUUAGCAAUGUUAGCUUUGUUAAAGUGUUUUUGUGGAGGAUAAGCUUUCCCUCUGUAAGCAGACUGUUCAGCUGGCUAAAGUGGGUGUAUUUUUAAACUUUUAUCUUCGGUGUCCUAACCCUAACAAGAAGUUUAUUCUAAUUUUAUUUUGAAAGUUUUGCUUGCAUUUCUGUUCUGACACUGCCAGUGUCUGACAGCAGUGGUCUGCAGAGCAGAAGUCUAAGAGAGGCGGUCUGCCCAAAUAGUCGUGACAGACAGAACAUUCAUCCAAUCACCAUCUGAGAAAAUUGCCUGGUAUGGGGGGUUUUCCCAGAUAUUGGUUUUCGUUUAUGCUUGUAAUUCAUGACACAGUCUAUCUGGUGUGUCAGGUAUCCCAUGGUACUGAAAAAACCCUGAAACACUGAAACUAAUAAAAACUAAAUCGUUUGCUAAAUGAAAAUUAAACUGCAAUAAAACAAAUUAUUCUGACCUCGAAGGUCAGUCUAGGCUCAUUCUUUAAAACUGGUGGUGCUUAAUUUACAAAUAUGUAUCAAACAGUAUCACAUAAUUGUACUGAGGGAAG